UCUAUCUAGCUUCCCUCGUGCUCCAAGUCUUCAACCCCUGUUCGCUGUAACCGAUCGCAGCUGCUUCCUCCAGCUCGGCGUCCGUCGUCUUUGUCUGCUCAACCGCGCUUCCGCCGCCAUUUGUUUACCGUUCACGUUCGCGUCUUUGUUCAGCCGUCGUCUUCGUUCGCGUUCUUCGCCGUUCACGUUCGCUCGGCGUUCACCGUUCGCGUUCACUCGCCGUUCACCGUUCGGGAUCGCAUUCGCGUUCGUCUGGAAGCCACGUUGCUCUGCUUCAAACUCUGUGACCAACCCGCGCACUCCACCUAGCCGUUGAACUGCUCUCUUUUGUCGCCGUCGGUUGAACUGAUUGAACCAGUGAACCAAUAAAUAAAGCGGUUCGAUGAAUUCCUCAUCUUCUUCACUCUCCCAUCUUCUUCCAAGGUACAUGAAAUUGGGAUUUAUGGAUCUCAACUUCUUGCUUUGCUGCUUCUGCCCCUUCAUUCGCCGAUUUUGAGCAGCACUUCGUGACAUCACUCUACAGCUCUGCUCUUGGCCCGUCGCUGCUUCGUAGACGUCUGUGGUGUGCCUCAUUUUUCUUUGGACCUGCAAGUUGCCGUGCAGACUAGAGAUGCUGCUUUGAUGAACUUGAAAUUGAUGUGAGCAUGUUGUCUCAGUUGUGGCCUCCCCAUAUUCACACAGCCUCCUUUCUCUUGCCUGAGCUUCACCUGCCUCAUCAUUUUCUUCUGCUGUCGAGCAAUGCAUGUAGACGUACACCUACUUUUCACUUUCGAUUAGAAAGGAGAAGACGACCAGGGUCAAGACGAGGCAGCAGCAUUUGUUGUUGUUGUGGUUCUGCCUCUGAGUGGGAACUUAAGGAAGCAGGUAUAGCCGUGUCAACUUUCCUUCAAGGAUUAGGGGUGUCAGAGGAGGAGUCCUUAUCCAUCGCAUCCAAGUCACCCUCUUACUCCAACAUGUUGGUGGAGAGUGUCAGAGAUUUGGACCAACACUCCAUGUGGAAUUCUGAUUCGGCCUCCUUGGGCUUCAAGGAAAAGCUUCUUCACAUUGCCUCCCUCAAAGGUGACAAUGGAAAACUCCCUUACUUUGAGAGUCUCGGCUUCACUCUUUCUUCAUCUAUCACUCUUGCUAGAUAUCUCUCCUCUCAGAACCUCCCAUCCCUCAUGCACAAGGUUGCAUCCAUCAAGGAUCUCUUCUUUUCUCAUCAAGCUGAUCACCUCCUCAUCAACAACAUUCGUCGCAUGAUGCUCCACCUGUCCAUUCCAAUCGACGAUGAUCUACAGCAUACUCUCUCCUUCUUUGAGAAGCUUGAAGCCAGGCGUGGAGGCUUAAAUGUCUUGCUCUCUGACAAAGACACUGCCUUCCGCCAUUUGAUUGAUUCCUUUCCUCGUUUACUUUCACUCUCACUUGAUAACCACAUCGUUCCUAUCAUCGAUUUUCUCCACAAUAUUGGAGUCCCCAGAGUUCAUAUCACAACCAUAAUACUCUCUUUUCCGCCUAUUCUGUUCUGGAAUAUUCAACUCCUUAAAGCUAGACUCCUCGCCUUGAAACAGAUUCAUGUGGUGGAUAAAGAUUAUAUCAAGUUGUUGAUCAGAUAUCCUUGGGUUCUAUCUACAAGCAUUCAAGAGAACUAUGAGGAGGUUCAUGGAUUUUUUCUUUCUGAGAAGGUUAGAAAGAUAUGUAUUGACUCUUCAAUCAGAGGCCAACCAUACCUGUUGGGUUGUUCAACUGGCAAGCUGAAGUCGAUGCUGGAUCAGUUGGCUGAUCUUGGAGUUAAGGGAAAUAAGUUAGAUAGGGUUAUUGCUAGAAGCCCGCAGCUACUAUUGCAGAAGCCCAGAGAUUUUCUACAGGUUGUUCUGUUCUUUGAAAAUAUGGGCUUGGAUAGAGAAAUUGUUGGGAGAAUUCUUUCUCGCUGCCCAGAAAUUUUCGCUGCCAGCAUCAAUAAAACUCUUAAGAAGAAGAUUGAAUUCCUUUCUGGGGUUGGCGUUUCGGAAGCAUAUCUUCCUGGGGUAAUUAGAAAGUAUCCGGAAUUACUUGUAACGGACACUGAUAAAACCAUACUACAUCGGCUGAUGUACCUGAUGAAGUUAGGACUUUCGGAGAAAGAGAUUGGGUUUAUGGUGCGCACGUUUUCUCCGCUCUUCGGGUACAGUAUAGAGGAGGUUCUUAGGCCAAAAAUAGAAUUCUUAGUGAAGUCGAUGGAGAGGCCGGUACGAGAAGUUGUUGAUUACCCUCGGUAUUUUAGCUAUUCAUUAGAAAAGAAGAUAAAGCCAAGAUACUUUGUACUCAAAGGAAAGCAUAUUGAAUGUAGCUUAAAGGAUAUGCUGGGAAAAAAUGAUGAGGAAUUCGCUGCAGAAUUUAUGGGUGUGGGUCUUGGAGGGAUGCUUGACCCUCCUCUCUCUUCUGAGAAUGUGUUGUAAGUAUCAUACAUCCUUCCCUAGUAUUUUUUUUGGGAAAUUCAUCUCAUUACAAAUAGAUUCUUUAAGGGGCAUAAAAUGUAUAUUCCACUAAUUUUCAAUUGCAUAAAAUAUCACAUUUGAGAUUUUUAGAAGCAAAAAGUCUUAAGUUAGA
Arachis ipaensis is the source of this 2568-nucleotide messenger RNA. The record is from RefSeq and is a predicted model, not a curated record. Lineage: Eukaryota; Viridiplantae; Streptophyta; Magnoliopsida; Fabales; Fabaceae.